Coccidioides posadasii C735 delta SOWgp is the source of this 1540-nucleotide messenger RNA. RefSeq lists its product as uncharacterized. Lineage: Eukaryota; Fungi; Ascomycota; Eurotiomycetes; Onygenales; Onygenaceae. Gene Ontology annotation, biological process: fatty acid beta-oxidation. Gene Ontology annotation, molecular function: acetyl-CoA C-acetyltransferase activity. The record is from RefSeq and is a predicted model, not a curated record. Gene Ontology annotation, cellular component: mitochondrion.
CUCCCUUCCCUCUCGUCUUUCUUCCCUGAACAGCCUCGCCGUUCAUAGAUUCUUACCUGUUUUACCCAGGUCUCUCCACUCAUCCGCAAUAAUGCACCCCUCACUGAGAGCGGCCGUCCGCCUGGGAUCCAUGCCAAAGCCAACACAGAGACUGGCCCAAGUCCAGCGCCAGUUCACUUCAUCUGCUGCGCGCCGGAAAGAAAUCCAGGAUACCUACAUCCUCAGCGCUGCACGGACGCCCACUGCGAAGUUCAACGGUUCAUUCGUGAGCGUCUCCGCUCCACAGCUCGGUGCUGUGGCAAUCAAGUCGGCCAUCGAGAAGUCCAAGGUUCCUGCCAAGAAAAUUACAGAUGUCUACAUGGGCUGCGUCCUUCAGGGCUCUAUCGGACAGUCCCCUGCCAGGCAAGCAUCCAUGUUCGCCGGCCUGUCCCCAACCGUGGAGGCCCUCACCAUCAACAAGGUCUGCGCGUCCGGCAUGAAGGCGGUCGUUCUCGCCGCCCAGAACGUUCAGCUCGGUCUUGCCGAGGCCCAGGUCGCCGGCGGAAUGGAAAACAUGUCCCGCGUGCCGUACUACUUCCCGCGCGCCAGCCAACAGGCUCCGUUUGGAAAUGCUACGAUGGAAGAUGGCCUGAUCAAGGAUGGCCUGUGGGACGUUUACAACAAGUUCCACAUGGGAGUGUGUGCCGAGAACACUGCGAAGAAAUACAACAUCACUCGACAGGACCAAGACGAAUACGCCAUCCGUUCCUACCAACGCGCCCAGGCUGCCUGGAAAGAGAACAAAUUCGCCGAUGAAAUUGCCCCCGUCACCGUCAAAAACAAAAAGGGCGAGGUCGUCAUUUCCCGCGAUGAGGGUUUCGAAGAUCUUCGCGCCGACAAGAUGGCCGCCCUCAAACCCGCUUUCGUCCGUGAUGGUACCGGCACUGUGACCGCCGGCAACGCAUCCACUCUGAAUGACGGCGCAUCCGCUCUCGUCAUCACCAACGAAGCCCUUGCCCGCGAGUACGGUUCCGGAAGCCGGGUCCUCGCUCGCAUUGUUUCAUCCGCUGAUGCUGCUAUCGAUCCCAUCGACUUCCCGGUUGCACCUGCAAAGGCUGUCCCCAUUGCCCUUGAGCGAGCCGGUCUCACCAAGGAUCAAAUCUCUAUCUGGGAGUUCAACGAGGCAUUUGCCGCCGUGAUCAAGGCCAAUGAGAAGAUUCUCGGUCUCGAAAACGCGACCGUCAACCCUCUCGGUGGUGCCAUCUCCCUCGGCCAUGCCCUCGGCAGCUCCGGCUCACGUAUCCUGACGACUCUGCUCCACCAACUUAAACCUGGUGAAUAUGGCUGCGCUGCGAUUUGCAAUGGUGGCGGUGCUGCUACCGCCAUUAUUGUGCAGAGAGUGGAAAAGGUGUAAUGACUACGUUUUGUUUUGCAGGUAAUGAGCGGACAAUACACCAAAAGAUUUCCUUUUAACGUCUAACCCGGGUAAAAUUCUGAAUCCGCAUGUAUAUACGAUGUUUGUUUGGCGACUUGCAUAUUUUUGAUACCAGUUUAAAUACCA